Messenger RNA from Melanotaenia boesemani (Boeseman's rainbowfish), 2230 nucleotides. RefSeq names its product PKc_LIMK_like_unk domain-containing protein. Gene Ontology annotation, biological process: actin cytoskeleton organization; protein phosphorylation. The coding region runs from base 327 to 1439 and encodes 370 amino acids. The record is from RefSeq and is a predicted model, not a curated record. Gene Ontology annotation, molecular function: ATP binding; protein serine/threonine kinase activity. NCBI's taxonomy places the organism in Eukaryota, Metazoa, Chordata, Actinopteri, Atheriniformes, Melanotaeniidae. The transcript is spliced from 10 exons. Gene Ontology annotation, cellular component: cytoplasm; nucleus.
AGAAAAUAAAAGCAGUCCCAGUUCUGGAACAUGAACUUCCAGUUUCAUGCUGAGAAUCAGCACCAGCUUCUCCUGACAUCACCGGGCUGCCUCUCCUCUCUGCUCCGGCCCGGCCUCCUCUCCGUGUGGGUGGAGUUAACACCCACCGACGCGCUUGUCAAGCUGGUUCCUACACAGUCCAUGAAACGUGCUUUUGCUUGUGUGCUGGUUGUCACCGACUCCGUUGGCUCUGAAGUGUGCGGGGGGACCUGAACGCACCGUCUGCACGCUGUAAGGGAGAAGUGUUGUUUUAACCGGGACUUCCUGCAAACAUCAAACUACAGCGGAUGUAUGAUGCACGCUUCUGUUUAAACCAGAGCUGCGUCUCUUCUGGGAAACUGCGCACGACGCUAAGACUGAAUUUUCUGCACAGAGGCCUCUGGUUUUGUCCCUCCACCUACAAGAUGCACAUGAAUAGCUUGUUAAAUCAGUGGACAGACAUUUCCAGGAUGUGUGAUGUGGACGUGUCCUCAGAGCCCACCAGUCCCACCUUUUAUGGUGAAUCUUCAGACAAGUACUACCAUGUGGACCGCUGGCAGAAGCUUCGUACAGCUGUACGCAAACUGGAGUUCUGGGAGAACUUCACGUCUGAGCUUAUCGGGACUGGAUUUUUCUCCAAAGUCUAUAAGGUGAUGCACAGCACAACUCGGAAGGUGAUGGUCGUGAAGAUCUACAAAAAUGAUGUGGACCAAGACAGCAUUGUACGAGAGAUCAGCCUGCUGCAGAAACUCUCCCACCCAAACAUUGUCAGAUAUCUGGGCAUCUGUGUGAAAGAAGACAAACUAUACCCCAUUUUAGAGUAUGUAAAUGGUGGCUGUCUGGAGGAGCUUCUAGCCAGGAAAGAUGUUCCCCUGUGCUGGAAAGAGAAGGUGGACCUGGCUUGUGAUAUAAGUAGAGGAAUGAUCUACCUGCACUACAAGAACAUUUACCACAGAGAUCUCAACUCUAAGAACUGUUUGAUCCGGGUGACACCUCGAGGUCGGGAGGCCUUGGUGACGGAUUUCGGCCUGGCGAGGGAAGUGGUGGAGCUGCCGGUGAAAGACCCCGGCAGGAAGCUUUCGCUGGUGGGGUCGGCCUUCUGGAUGGCCCCUGAGAUGCUCCGAGGAGAACCAUAUGACCGCAAGGUGGAUGUUUUCUCCUUUGGCAUUGUGCUGUGUGAAAUCUUGGCCAGGAUCCCAGCUGACCCUGAGAUACUCCCCAGAACCCAGGACUACGGGCUGGACGUGAAGGCAUUUAGGGAGCUGGUGACUGACUGUCCUCAGCGGCUCCUGGAGUUAGCAGCCAGCUGUUGCAUGGUGGAGUCUUUCCGACGGCCAGCGUUUACAGAGUUACUGGACGAACUGGGGGAAACCGCUGAGAGUUUGGAGCCACCCCCGAAAUCUGACCCGCCCACAAGCUGAAAGGAGCAUCUGAAAAUCCUGCCAGUCCCUCAUCAGGGAUUAUUAUUGGUCACUGUGUAGACAGGAAGCUGGAAAAACAUUCAUUUUAAAAAGACACAGCAUCCCUCUGCUUCUCAGCUUCAGGGACAACGUAUCUUCACUGAGGUCCAGUAGAUAUUCAGAUGGAGGUGGAAGCUUCUCAUGGACACUUGCUUUGAUAUGUUACUGUACAGAUGAUUGGUAGAUACCCUUAGGGGUGAAUAUACAGAUGUAUUUGUUAUUUUAUGAUGCUCUGCUCUUACUGUUCUUUGUGGGGGUUUGUUUGUAACCAGCGAUGCAGUUUCUGGUCUGUUGAUGAUUUUUUUUUCUAUACCUGUCUGAAAUGAUUCUGCAGAAAUGGAUUAGGAUCUAGCUCUGACAGGAAGUUCUUCACGAAGUGAGGGUGCACUGCUUUCCACUGGAACUUCUUUUCAGGCAUUAGCAUGUGUUUGAAUGGUGUUGAGUGGAUUUUGCUCAAAAAAAAAUCCUGACAGUGAGGUCACAAUAAGUACAUUUUUUUCAUCACAUAUGUCACAAAUUGUUCAAACAUUUCUGGAUUUAUAGGGUCACUCAACAUGUACAUUUUUGGAUUGAAAGGGUCCACAUUCUUUUGAGUUAAGGUUUUGGGCUCAGAUUAUUCAGGCAGCUACAAAACUAAAUUAAUAUGGUUUCUGUCAUUUUUUUUAAUUUAGUCUUUUUCUUUUGUCUUGGAACAAAUGAAAAUAAAGUAUGAGUUGAUGCUCCCUUAGCUAAAAAUAAAGCUUUUAACCUUG